Haemonchus placei is the source of this 224-nucleotide messenger RNA. NCBI's taxonomy places the organism in Eukaryota, Metazoa, Nematoda, Chromadorea, Rhabditida, Trichostrongylidae. The record is from the annotation of a GenBank genome assembly.
GUUAGAAUAAUAACGGCUCUACAAGAGACGAUUCGUAAAAUCAAGCCCUGGUCCCUCAACAAAGUCAAAGAAGUGGUAACCGUGGUCGCUACGACGGCGGCGGUGGUGGUAGCGGUAUAGGUCGGCUGUCACUCGACCAGGUUGAUGUUUGCGCAACGAGAGCAUAUCGAAUAGUAGCCGGCUGGAAGGCUGGCCGAGCGCUAGCUGCUAUGUGCGAGGAGUGA